Messenger RNA from Didymodactylos carnosus, 546 nucleotides. NCBI's taxonomy places the organism in Eukaryota, Metazoa, Rotifera, Eurotatoria, Philodinida, Philodinidae. The record is from the annotation of a GenBank genome assembly.
AUGGCUUCUAUAAUAACAGGGUGUUGCGAAACUCUACGAAAUGUAGCUGGUUGCGGAGAUCAAACUAUACUGAAAUUAUGCUUCGACAAACUGAUCAAAGAAAAGCUCAGUAUUCAUGAUCAAGGUGAAAUCUUGUCUGCAUUAUCUAACGUGAAACUCGAUGUUUUCGGACGCGAACUAUUUUCGACGUUUCAAGAUACAUAUACCGAUCUAUUACAAAAAUGGAACAAAGGUGAAACUCUUAGUAAUCUAGAAUCAUCUAUUUUUAAACAAAUCGGGGCAUUAUUUACGAAGUUGGCCGAUGAAGUGACCGCUAUUGAAGUAUUGCAACGAGUUUUGUUAAAUAAACCAUUGAUCGAAUCUAUGGAAAUAUGUAUGCAAAACGUUGAAUAUUUUUUACAAGAUGUAAAUUUAACAGCUGUGAGCUGUAUGCUUCACGCAUUGAGAAAAAUACAAGAUAGUCGAACAGAAAUACAAGAUGAUCCUUCGCUACUGCGGUUAUCAGAUCCAAUCUUGAAUUGUAUUUGUUCAUCCUAUUAUUAUUAG